AUGGAGGUUUAUUUGCCACAAGGUCUUUCCAGGCCAAGCAGCCUGCGCGGCGACUGUUCUUUUCCGGCAACGCGUCCUGCUGCACUGGCGCCACGAUCUGCGGCAUUCUCGCAAGCUGCUGCCUGCAUAGCGUUUGGAGGCAUUUGCCGCCGCAGGGUGAAGUGCCGCACUUCCAGAAGCGCGCGGGAGGACUUGGCGGAGCUGGAGGCGCAGCUGCGAGUGGCGGUGGAGGAAGAAGACUACGCGGAGGCGGCGCGGCUGCGUGACCUGCUGCAGAUGGAGUCCCUCGACGCGGAGGCCGCGGUGCUCAGCGCCAACGGGGAGUUCUACGCCGCCUUCAGGGAGGGCAGCGCGGAGCGCAUGGCGAAGAUUUGGCUGCCAAGCCCCCGCAGCUGCUGCGUUCACCCGGGCCGGCCGCCGCUGCAUGGUUUCGACAAGGUGGCUGACUCCUGGCAGCGCAUCCUAUCCCAGGGAGGGGGCUUGGACAUCGAAUGCACUCAAGCCUCGGUGGCGAUGUGCGGCAACGUCGGCCGCAUUGUUUGCUAUGAGAAGGUGGAAGGCCGCAUCACGCUGCUGGCGGUGAACCUCUUUGAGUCUACUAAGAACGGCUGGAAGAUGUCCUUCCACUCAGCCGCCCCAGUUGUGCCAUAG
This is a messenger RNA of Effrenium voratum, 651 nucleotides long. The record is from the annotation of a GenBank genome assembly. NCBI's taxonomy places the organism in Eukaryota, Dinophyceae, Suessiales, Symbiodiniaceae.